GAUGAUGAUGAAGAGGAGUGGCACACUUCACUGAAACUUCCCUGAGUGACGCGCACUGGUUCCUCCUCCCUGUUAACAGCGAGGAGAAGAGAAGAGAAAGUUUCCUCCCCUGACUUUUAAUUCCCCCUCAUGUGUAGCAGCAGCGAUAGUUUGACGAGAGAGUUUUCAAACGGGGAAAGAAAGUUUGGACAUGAAAACACUCAGCUGGUAGAAAAGAGUUUCCAUCAUGAAGCCACUGCUGUCUGUCUCUCUGUGGACUCUCCUGCUCUCCAGCGCGCUUCUCCUCGAGAUCUCCCAAGCAAAAUGUGUCAGUAGUGAAUGUGGAAGCAAUGAAACAGAAGCGUUAAAAACAUUAACAACAACAACAACGACGGUCACGUUUGUAUCCAGUCCAAACUGCAACAUCUCCACUGACAACAAUAUCUCUGGAAAUGGAUCGAUAACUGGUUUGACUCCUGGAGCAGUCUACCCAAUCUUCCUCAAAUGUUUGAACUGCUGCAAAGAGGCCACCACAAAGCCUGGAGUUGUCAGGAACCUCUCUGUCACUGAAAUCACAACAUCCUCCAUAUCUCUGAACUGGACUGAACCAGAGGGAAACAGCUCUUCCUAUAGAGUACAGUGGACUGAUGGAAAUGUACCUGGCAGUAACAAUGUGAAUCAAACACAUACAACCAUCACUAACCUGACUGCUGGUGUCCAUUAUGAAAUAACUGUUACUGCAGUGGCAGAUGAUGGCCUUACUGAAGGACAGAAAGACACUGUUUCUCAGUACACAAAGCCUGAAGUAGUCAGGAACCUCUCUGUCACUGAAAUCACAACAUCCUCUAUAUCUCUGAUGUGGACUAAACCAGAGGGAAACAGCUCUUUCUAUAGAGUACAGUGGACUGAUGGAACAACUAACUACAGUGUCAAAGUCACUGAAACAAACAUAACUAUCACUGAGUUGACUGCUGGAGUCCAGUACAAUUUUACUGUCAUAGCAGUGGCUGCAGAUAACAAAACAGAAAGUGAAGGGGCUCAGACUUUUCACUAUACAAAGCCUGAAGUAGUCAGGAACCUCUCUGUCACUGAAAUCACAACAUCCUCUAUAUCUCUGAAGUGGACUAAACCAGAGGGAAACAGCUCUUUCUAUAGAGUACAGUGGACUGAUGGAAAUGUACCUUACAGUAACAAUGUGAAUCAAACACAUAUAACCAUUACUAACCUGACUGCUGGUGUCCAGUAUGAAAUAACUGUUACUGCAGUGGCAGGUGAUGGCAGUACUGACGGACAGAGUACCACUGUUUAUCAAUACAUAAAGCCUGAAGUAGUCAAGAACCUCUCUGUCACUGAAAUCACAACAUCCUCUAUAUCUCUGAAGUGGACUGAACCAGAGGGAAACAGCUCUUUCUAUAGAGUACAGUGGACUGAUGGAACAACUAACUACAGUGUCAAAGUCACUGAAACAAACAAAAAUAUCACUGAGUUGACUGCUGGAGUCCGGUACAAUUUUACUGUCAUAGCAGUGGCUGCAGAUAACAAAACAGAAAGUGAAGGGGCUCAGAUGUUUCGCCAUACAAAGCCUGAAAUAGUCAGGAACCUCUCUGUCACUGAAAUCACAACAUCCUCUAUAUCUCUGAUGUGGACUAAACCAGAGGGAAACAGCUCUUUCUAUAGAGUACAGUGGACUGAUGGAAAUACUAACUACAGUGUCAAAGUCACUGAAACAGAGAAAAAUAUCACUGAGCUGACUGCUGGAGUCCGGUACAAUUUUACUGUCAUAGCAGUGGCUGCAGAUAACAAAACAGAAAGUGAAGGGGCUCAGAUUUUUCGCCAUACAAAGCCUGAAGUAGUCAGGAACCUCUCUGUCACUGAAAUCACAACAUCCUCUAUAUCUCUGAUGUGGAUCGAACCAGAGGGAAACAGCUCUUUCUAUAGAGUACAGUGGACUGGUGGAAAUGUACCUUACAGUAACAAUGUGAAUCAAACACAUAUAACCAUUACUAACCUGACUGCUGGUGUCCAGUAUGAAAUAAAUGUUACUGCAGUGGCAGGUGAUGGCAGUACUGAAGGAAAGAGUACCACUGUUUCUCAAUACACAAAGCCUGAAGUAGUCAAGAACCUCACUGUCACUGAAGUCACAACAUCUUCUAUAUCUCUGAUGUGGACUAAACCAGAGGGAAACAGCUCUUUCUAUAGAGUACAGUGGACUGAUGGGAAUGUACCUCACAGUAACAAUGUGACUCAAACACAUAUAACCAUUAGUAACCUGACUGCUGGUGUCAAGUAUGAAAUAAAUGUUACUGCAGUGGCAGGUGAUGGCAGUACUGACGGACAGAGUACCACUGUUUCUCAAUACACAAAGCCUGAAGCAGUCAAAAACCUCUCUGUCAGUGAAAUCACAACAUCCUCCAUAUCUCUGAAUUGGACUAAACCAGAGGGAAGCAGCUCUUUCUAUAGAGUACAGUGGACUGAUGGGAAUGUUCCUCACAGUAACAAUGUGACUCAAGCACAAAUAACCAUCUCUAACCUGACUGCUGGUGUCCAGUAUGAAAUAACUGUUACUGCAGUGGCAGGUGAUGGCAGUAGUGAAGGACAGAGUACCACUGUUUCUCAAUACACAAAGCCUGAAGUAGUCACGAACCUCACUGUCACUGAAGUCACAACAUCCUCCAUAUCUCUGAAGUGGACUGAACCAGAGGGAAGCAGCUCUUUCUAUAGAGUACAGUGGACUGAUGGGAAUGUGUCUGACAGCAAAAAUGUGACUCAAGCACAAAUAACUAUUCCUCACCUGACUGCUGGUGUCCAGUAUGAAAUAACUGUUACUGCAGUGGCAGGUGAUGGCAGUACUGACGGACAGAGUACCACUGUUUCUCAAUACACAAAACCUGGUGAAAUUGGGGAACCUACUGUGUCCACAAACACCUCCUCCAUCUCUCUGAACUGGACCUCACCUCCGGGUGAGGUGUUCAAGUACAGGGUGGAGUGGCACAGUGAUGGAGCUACGAUAAAGAUAUUUACCUAUGAUACCUUUGCCGUGCUAUCAGACCUGAUCCCUGGUACUAGCUACACAAUCUCAGUCAUUGCCAUCGCCAGAGACAAUCAGACAGAAGGAAACCGUCGCACAUUCACCUCAGUCACAAAACCUGCUUUGGUCGGGAAUCUCUCCAUCACUGAAGUCACAACAUCGUCUGUGUCUCUGGACUGGACUAAACCAGAGGGAAAUGCUACCUCAUAUACAGUUCAGUGGACUACAGGAGAAGACACCACCACUGAAACCUCCUUUACUAUCAACGGUUUAAUCCCUGGACACCAGUACAACAUUACAGUGGCCGCUGUUGCUGUAAAUUCCUCAAACAAAGGAAAAGAAACCUUCACAAGUACCUUCACAAGGCCUGCGAAGCCUGAGGACAUUACGAUUAUAGCACGAGGAACCGAUUACCUGAACAUCAGCUGGACUUUACCUGAAGGGAGGGUUGAACACUACGUGGUGAACAUCUUAAAUAAGACACAGAUAUAUUUGUAUAAAAACAUAACAACAGUCACCACGGCCCUCCUUACUGAUUUAGAUCCUGGGAGACUCUUUUAUAUCACAGUGACCGCUGUAGCUGGACUCUUCAAAGAGACGUCUGAUCAGGCUUCGCUUGCCACUGAGCCCACACCUCCGGGUUCCAUCAUCAUCAGUCAGAGGACAAACUCUUCGCUCCAUCUGAAGUGGGCGACUCCUGCUUCGAUGGAGGGCGCUCCACACAUCAGCUACCAUAUCACCUACCAACCAAAAGGUGGCGAAGUACAAAAUAAAAACGCCUCGGUCAACAGCACAGAGCUGUCCUCGCUUUUCUCUGGAACUUCCUACAAUAUAACUGUAGAAACAGUUGGACCCCAGAAUUUAAGGAGCACGCCUGUCCAUAUUUCUGCUUUCACUCAUCCCAACCCAGUGUUGAACCUUGUAGCCAGCCCUAAAUCCACUACCUCAGUAAAUGUGAAAUGGUCAGAACCGCAGGGAGCCCAGAUGUAUUACAAAUACCGGGUUGAAACCUACAAUACUACAGGAGCACUGUUUAACAUAAUAGUCAGCAAUAACAGCAUUGAUGUACCCGACCUGGAGCCAGGAACUAGAUACAAUAUCAAUGUCACGACGAUAGCAGCAACAGGAAGUGAAUCCACGGUGGAACAGACGUUCAGUUACACAAUGCCCAAAGCAGUGACCAACCUCACAGUCGAGGAUUUGAACACAACGGCCAUCCGGCUGACGUGGCUCAGACAAAGUGAUCAUAAGCCUUCCUACUCCUACCUGGUGAUAGUGCUCCAGGACGCCGUGGUGGUUCACAAUGAUUCAACUGAGACUGAGACUUACACCUUCUUCAAUCUGACCCCUGGAAAAUUGUACACUUUUGAUGUGUUUACAGUUGUAGGGGGCGUCAAGUCCGCGGUGGAAAGCACACCAAGUUACACAAAGCCUGGAGUAGUUUCUGACGUCAUAGCAAUAGGAAGCACAACCACCAUGUCAGUGAGCUGGACACCAGCAGAUGGGCAGGUGGACUCCUACACUGUCCUGCUGUACAGAGACAGGCUCUUGGUGGGAAACGGCACAGAUCUGAGCAACACUACCAAGAGCAAACAGUUUCAGCACCUGACACCAGGAGUGCUUUACUGUGUGAAGGUGGUCACCAAAAGUGGACCUUUGUGGAAUAGCGACGGACGUGUUUGCAACGCAACUUUUCCCAACCCUCCCGGCCCCAUCAUGGUGGACUUUCAGACUGUGGAGUCCAUCAACUUCACCUGGUCCUUUCCAGAGAACAUGGACCAUAAUCAGUGUAACUUCAGUGUGUCCAGCAUCAACGGAUUCUUUCUGAUUGGAACCAACUGGUUCCGGCUGGACAACCUCCAGUCUGGAAGCCCCUACAACAUCUCUGUUGUUACUAUAGGCGUGUAUAACUAUGAGAGCACCACAGUGACAACAGAGAACUAUACCAGACCAUAUCCUGUAACCAUGCUGAGACAGACAAAAAUCACCACAAAUGCAGUGACUUUGGCGUGGGAACAGCCGGAGAGCAAAUCUAGCUACCGGUAUGUGGUGAAGGCCACCAACGGCUCCUUCUAUUCAUCUGAAGAAGUGUUAAACAAACACAAAGAAAUCACUGGACUUCUCUCUGGGAGCAACUACAGCUUCACUGUCACCACACAGACAGCAGAUGGCACUGAGGCAGCAGCUGUGACGGUGUCCUACUUUACGCGUCCAUACAGUAUUGGACAGUUGGAAGCUGAAACCUUAAACACAACCGCUGUACGGCUGGUUUGGAUGAAACCACUGGAGUACAAAACUGAAUACACAUAUCGGGUCGAGUCUACAGGCUUUGGCUCCCAAAAAACGAAAAACGAAACCCUCGCAUUAGAAGUGACAGAGAUCUCACAGCUCAGCCCCGGGACCAACUACACCUUCUGUGUUUCUGUCAGGGCGGCGGAUGGCAUCGAAGGGGAAGCAAGCUGCACCGCACAGUACACCAAGCCCGAGGCAGUGCAACCCAGUGUCUCCAGCCAGGGCUCCAAUAGUUCGAUCCUGGUGCUGUGGACCAAACCUCCUGGGAAAGUGGAGCAUUAUAAGGUUUAUCUGAACAGCACGUCCACAGCUUUAAUUAAGGAGGUCGUGCUGAACUCCACCGAUACCUCCGUUCUGUUUGACAACCUGUCCGCUGGAAGACUUUACACUGUCGUGGUAACCACACAUAGUGGACCCUUCAAUGCAUCAUCUGGAUUCAUUACUAAUGCAACUUUCCCUAACCCUCCUGGACCGAUUGACAUCCUGGAAAAGACAACCAGCUCCAUUGCCAUCGUGUGGAAGGAGGCACCUCUGAUGACCGGUACGUCGUUCCACUACCAGUUGGGUAUCUCGCCGACCCAGGGAGGAGGAUACAUCAAUACCACCAACACCAGUCAUACUUUUGACUCCCUACGUUCUGGGACUCCCUUCAACUUCUUUGUAGCAACAGUGGGUGCGAUAGGUUUUGAGAGUGAGAGGGUUCAGAUCCACAUGGUCACUACAAGACCGUUCAGUGUGAGGUUUCUUGCGGCUUCUACAGAAGAGAAUAGCAUCACAGUCAUGUGGCACGUUCCUAACGAAUACAAGGAAAGUUAUCGUUACAAUGUGUCCUGGCAAAGCCCAGAUGGGACCCUUAUGAGUGGAGAACUACUACAAGAAAAUAAGACUAAUAUCAACAACCUGGUCUCUGGAGAACGCUAUAACAUUAGUGUCACCACAGAGACCUCUGAUGGAACCAAAGGUGCCCCAAGAUGGGUUUCCAACUGCACAAAUGCAAGCCCGGUGACAAAACUGAAAUGUGAAGGUCCAAACACAACAAACGCAAAUGUCAUCCUGUCCUGGACCAAACCCAGUGGCAAACACUCUGGCUUCCAGAUCAAUGUAGACAACGAUACCAUCACCACAAUAAGCACCUGUUGUGGCCACACCGUGUCCAACCUUCAACACAACACUGAAUACAAUCUGACUUUGGAGACUCAGAGCUGUGGAGCACCCAGCACCCCUGUGCCUCUUCUCUGCCAGACAGGCAUCACUAAUCCCCCCAUCCCAGGGAACUAUGAGUCACUGGUGGAGGUGGUCGAAAAGCUAUACAACAAGUUCAACCUUCAGAUUGACUCCAGCCUGCUGGACAACACCAAUGGACCAAUUACAGAUGUUGGGGUGCUGGUGACAAAUGCCCUCCCUAGUGACACUUCUAAUUUGGCAAAGUACGUGGGGAAAACUUACGAUCAGUGGAAGGCAAAGGAAACUCCAGUAUACCUGGCAACAGUUGCAAAGAACACCUUCUCUUCCAAACGCAGUGGAGAGAGCCACCUGAACAUAGAAGUUGGAAAUGGAUCCAGUUGGAAAGGCUACACUAAUGGUGUUUUGGAGGCCAAUGGAAAAUACCAAUAUGCUAUUGUGUUGUUCACCAGUGUGAAACUGAAAGACAAAGACAACCUUGUGGAUGGUCAACAGUCAUUGUUGAGUAUAACAAACUUCUAUUAUGCUGUUGCGCUCCCGCAGAACCCAGCUGUCAACAUUGGCAUUGCUGUCGGAUUAACGUUGGGAAUCUUUUGCGUUCUCUUCAUCAUCCUCGUCGGCUUCAUUAUCUACUGGAAAAGGAUAUCCAACAAAGAAACAUCAGACAUCCAGAUUCAUUCCAUGAGAGCCAAAGUAAGUGUGGCUGUGAGGGUGGAGGACUACGAGGCUUACUACAAGAAGCAGAAAGCAGACUCCAACUGUGGCUUUGCUGAAGAGUUUGAGGACCUGAAGCUUGUUGGUACAGCUCAGUCGAAAACAAAUGCUCUGACGUUGGAGAACAAGCCCAAGAACCGCUACAACAACGUGCUUCCCUAUGACUCCUCUAGGGUGAAACUCUCUAUUAUCCAUGGGAGUCCAUAUGACGACUACAUCAAUGCUAACUACAUGCCGGGUUACAACUCCAGGAAGGAGUAUAUCGCAGCUCAGGGUCCUUUGCCAACCACAGUCAACGAGUUCUGGAGGAUGAUCUGGGAGAAGAACGUACAGACUCUGGUCAUGCUGACACGCUGUAAUGAACAAGGACGAGUGAAAUGCGAGCAAUACUGGGAUUAUGGCACCAAGUACUAUGAAAACAUCACUGUGACAGCAACCUCUGAAAUACCACUUGAAGACUGGACCAUCAGGGACUUUGUCAUUAAAAAUGUGAAAACAGCAGAAACCCGUGCAGUGCGUCACUUCCAUUUCACAGCCUGGCCAGAUCACGGAGUACCCCAAACCACCGAGCUCCUUAUCAGCUUCAGACACCUGGUCAGAGAGCACAUGGACCAGUACUCCAGACACUCUCCUACUGUGGUGCACUGCAGUGCUGGCGUUGGACGCACAGGUACCUUCAUUGCCAUCGACCGUUUGAUCUUCCAGAUUGAAAGGGAAAAUAUUGUGGAUGUGUACGGCAUCGUCCACGAUCAGCGCAUGCACCGGCCCCUCAUGGUGCAGACAGAGGACCAGUACGUGUUCUUAAACCAGUGCUCCAUGGACAUCAUCAGAUCAAGAACUGGAACCAAUGUUGAUCUAAUCUACCAAAAUGCCGCUGCACUCUCCAUUUACGAGAACUUCGAACCAAAAAAAGGUUUCCCCAAAAAUGGGUACCGCAAUGCAUAGUCCCGAGAAACCACUCAGGUCUUCUGUCUUCACUCUCAGCGAGAAACUGAGCAGAAAUUUCCAAAGGGAACACUUUUAACAGAUUGUGCUGUAUUUAUUUUUUAAAUCUGCCAUGCUUUCGUUAAGAAUCUUGUAGCUUUCUGGAUUUAAACCUCUAUUUGUUGGUAUUUAUUUGUUGAAAAUGUUAAAUAUUUGAUAGAGCUGUAUAUGGAGAGAUAAUAGGGGACAUAAUCACUGACCAAAAAUAUUUGGAUUAUAUAUUAACUGGUCAAAUAUAAAAUUGGAUUUUCUAUUAUAACUGCAGAUUUUUGUAUUGCUCAAUUGUUUUUUUGCUUGUCUACUACUGUAUAUGACUUACUGAUGAUUACAUUUUUGCUCAGGUAAUAUGUCGGAUGCUGUAUAGGUAUUAUUACAGACACUUUGACAAAGAAAUCUUGUAAUUAAUUGAACCUUUGGAAUUGCCUUGUACAAAGAAUUGCUGUAAUGAAUACUGUGCCUUUUCAAAGCCUGUAUGCUUUAGUGCCAGUAGGUGGCACUCCAUUAUUUGUCUUAAACUGAAAAAGACAAACAGGGACUGUUAUGAUAUUGCCUUGUUACGUUUAAGUUUCUUAAUAUAUCAUAGUUUGUUGAAGUUUGUCAGAUCUUCCAGCCAAUACAUCUUGCACCUCUUAAGCCAAUUUGAACUGUGCAAUGCCUUUAAAUGAAGGAGAUUUGUUUGUUUGUUGUAGAGACUUUUGUAUAUGUAUGCACUGUAGUGAAUAAUGCACUGGAUGCAUUUGCCUUUCUAUACACUGUCCACUUUUUUUAAACAGAUGCUGUUUUUUAUCUGCAUCAUUGAUUACGUUUUGGCCAGUAAUUUGUGAAACUGUUUUGCUAUUCGCCACAUUGGAUUGGCUUGGAUUGGAUUUUACUUUAUUAUUUUUUUUUCUUUUGAUUAAAGAGAUGGAUCGCAUUAAACACAAGCUCAGGAACUCAAACAAACGGCACAUGGGAGGUAUGAUGUUAGAAAAUACAUACUGCACUAGUGUGUACUUUGAAGAACUUAGAGGUCACGCCCGUUGUUUUCGUUUUGUUAAUGUCCUUCUUCUCUACAUUGUACAUUCCUCAAAGAAACAACCAUGUUAUGUCACUUCCUGCUGCAUAUCUGCUCUAUAUAUAGACAUUUCCUGUGAUGUUAAAAAUCACCAGAGGAGCUUUAUUUCCAGCUUCUAAAGGGAAGAAUUUUCCAUGAGGAAGGUACUUUUUUUUUUUUUUAAAGAUAAUUGAUGUGUGUGUGGUUAGCUUGUUGAUAUUUUUAAGUCCAUGUUUUAUUUUUAUUGUGUCAUAAUGUACUUGUAUGAUUGAAAGCACUUAAUGAAAACAAGAAUAGUGAAUAGUCACAAAGUUGUAGGAUGUUUUUGAAAUGCUUUAUGAGAUGCUUGCUGGUACAAUGCAAAUACAUGUAAAAGGAGCAAGGAUGUGAUAUCUGUGUACCCUCCAAUCUGUAAAACAAAAUGGGAUUAAAGAUGUUAUUACAUUUUUA
Molecule: messenger RNA, 9662 nt
Organism: Sebastes umbrosus (honeycomb rockfish)
Lineage: Eukaryota; Metazoa; Chordata; Actinopteri; Perciformes; Sebastidae
Gene: ptprjb.1
Product: protein tyrosine phosphatase receptor type Jb, tandem duplicate 1
Exons: 40
Coding region: 227-8140 (2637 amino acids)
Biological process (GO): angiogenesis; protein dephosphorylation
Molecular function (GO): protein tyrosine phosphatase activity; cadherin binding
Source: RefSeq, a predicted model, not a curated record